GCGUAAGACACUCGACGACCCUACCCUCUCCAGCAUCCACGAACAACUUAAUUCUACGCCAAAAGAAUACCCAUUUAGUUUCCGAACGUUCAUUCUGUUCGAGGCUUCAGCAACUUCAUUCUUCUCUUGGUUGAAGUCACACCGACUGCGCUCAAUUCACAUCUGCCUGCUCCAUAGCACGGGGAGGCACAACCUGAGGCAUUUUCCUCUGCUAUAGCCUUGGCUGGUGUGCCUCACACUCACCAUGGCUGAUGUUGAGGGUGCUUCCCAUAAGGAGCAGGUACUCGAAGCAUGCCGUAGAGAUAAUGUCGAGCUUUUCCACGAAGUCCUAAAUGAUAUGAAGGAUAAGAGCAAGGAGCAAACAGCAGACUUUUUCAACACCGUCACGGAUACUAUGGGUAAUCAUUUAUUGCAUGUCUGCGCAAAUUAUGGGGCCUAUGAUGUUAUGGACGAGCUAUUGAACAUUGAGUUCCUUGAGUGUGACCCUAUCACGAGGAGAGAUAAAGAGACGCCGAUACACUGCGCUGUCCGAUAUGCGAACGAACGCGAAGUCGAGUUAGGAGAAGCAAUGGCCAAGAUGCUCAUUGAAGCUGGAGGCGAUCCCAGAGUAAAAGAUGGCCAUGGAAGAAAGCCUGCCGAGAUAUGCACACCUAGGACCGAGGAGCUUCGAGGAAUUCUGAUCAAGGAAGAAUACGUACUUCAUGAAGGAUUGAAGAAUGCCGAUGCCCAUCAAGACGAUGACGAUGAUGGUGCAGGGUCAGCCUCGGACUCAGAAUGAGCUUGUACGAUCAUAUUUCACUGGCCAGCUCCUCGCGCUUGGUUGACCGCUAGCAAGCUGGUCUUGUAGAGGUUUGUACCUGGCCGCAGCCGGAGGUCGCUGUCCGCGUCUUCACGAAGCACCCAUUUCUUCCUCUUGCAGCGCAUUGAUUACCAGCGUCCAAAACUCUCUGAAUUCUGGAAAGAGCUGGCGUUUGAGACGUGAAAUGGUAUAAACAGCGCAGUGCGGACUGCUAUUUGGCUGCUCUCACCAAGCGUCCCCUUGAGAGGUAGUUUGGUCUGCAUAGCGCUCGAGAGCAUGCAGAUGAUGUUUAGACGGAAUGAAUACGAUGUGAUGACAAUCCUGGAACGUUUCCAUUCCGGUUUUAUCCAAUCAAUCAGCGGCUUCAGCGAAGACUGCAUCUAUGCUCGAGCGUGAGCCUGGCAUGAAGCCGAGAAAGAUCACACGCACAGCGAACUUUCCAUUUCGCAGCAGACAGGGUCUAGUAGAGCACCGCGGAGACACUUUAAAGGUUUAUACAAGUAUGGCUGAGUCUUCACCACCCACUGAGAACUCGGGCAAGCAUACCCUGAGGUAGUUCUCCUCCGUCCCGAGUACUUUUAUCUCCAUCGUGCUGGGCGGAAGAAGAUCCGCAACAGCCACCGCCACACGCACCACCAGUGGAUCCGAGAUUUUCAAUGCUUUGAUAAUCAAUUUCGAGUCUGCAACAAAGCACGCUGUUUGUGGAGAUCUGAGUACUACUUGUAUUCAUGUCGCUUCUCACCGUAGAGUAUGUAUGUGGUAG
Molecule: messenger RNA, 1562 nt
Organism: Exophiala oligosperma
Lineage: Eukaryota; Fungi; Ascomycota; Eurotiomycetes; Chaetothyriales; Herpotrichiellaceae
Exons: 3
Coding region: 245-778 (177 amino acids)
Molecular function (GO): protein binding
Source: RefSeq, a predicted model, not a curated record